AGUCUGUGACUUUUUUAUCCAAUAAUUUGGAAAAUUUUCCUGGAAUUCAUCUUGGAAAGGUGGAUAAGAUUUGAAUAAACAGACAGAAGGAAUCUCCAGCAUGAAAAGAAUGAGUAUCCACAAACAAAAUAAAGAAUAGAGGUAAUACUGAGCAUAGUAUAUAUGGAAAACAAUGGAUCUAACCCAAAUAGGUGAUUGUCUCUUGUUGUUAAAGAGCUUCAAUGUGUCUCUAUUUGUAAUUUAUACAGAAUCCUGCAGGAUAUUUUCAAUGAGGUAGGAUACUGGAUUUUUUUCCCCCUUCAUCAUAGCUUAUUAAAUCUAUCUUUCAAUUUAGGCACAUUUCUUAUAUUGUUAAAUGGAAUAAAAACUAGUGAUUUUCAUUUCUCAUAUAAUGACCCUUCAUUUGUUUUUAUACUUCAGAUCACUUUGAGUCAUUCCCCAAAGCAAACUACAUUGUACGUGAUUUGGUUGAUCCUACCUAAUCAUUCAUUAGUUUAAGAACCCAGGUUUCUUUCCAGAACUCUUUCCAGGUUUUCCUCAUCUAUCUUAAAGUGGACAGAGCCCAACUAGAAAUAGUCUAAUAAGGAUUUCAUGUAUGGCUACUUAAAAACGCUAAUGUGUUUUUUGGGGGGACUUAAAAUAUUUUCUCUGAUAUACCUCUUAGUCAAAAGUCAAAGCUGUUUAAGAAAGAAGGGCUAUGAAACCCAUUUGCUCCUAGAACUUUUAGAGAUGCCAAUAAAAACAUAUAACAAAAACUGAAAGUGAAAAGAGGAAGGCUGAUUGAGCAAUAAAAUAGAGGAGAGAACGCUAGUUAAAAAAACCUAUUCUAUGGUAACUACAGAGAUGCAUAGCAGAGGAAGGAAGAAAAUUCAGGAGAGGCCUCCUGAUGAGGCAAGACAGGCUCUUAGAUCUCCUCAGUUCUGGACAUCAGCAAACAAGGCUAACAGGAAAUGAUCCAUUCCAUGUGGUCACUUAUUCUGCCUUCUCUAACUCUCAAAGUUCAAGUAGUGAAAUGGAUGACGACAGAGAAAGAGGAGCAGUUAAGUUUUACUUCUUUACUUCUGGCCUCAAGAAAAGAGAAGAAAUGAAAAUAAUGGAUUGUAUACCCACUCUUCCUCAGAGAAAAAGCUCUGCAUGGCAGUCUAGAAGAAGAGGACUCCUGUCAGCCACUCUAUUACUGACACUUCUCUCUGGUGGCCUGGCUCUGAUUUCGUUGUACCAAGUGUUCACCCUGCAGGCUGAGUUGGGGAGUCUCCAGCAUGAACUUCAGGCUUAUCAGAGCAGGACUGAGCAACUGCAGGGCCUGCAGAGCGAGAAAGCAGGAACCUACCCUACUAUUUUUCAGUCAGAAGCUGCUGCUAUCACCAGACGACAAGAGUUCGGGACAGCCCCUGUCACAGGAGAAAGUAGCCCCCAAAUCAGCCUUAGACAAAGCAGAAGGAGCAGAAGAGGUGUUCCGGACUCAGGGGAAACUAGAAUACAAGACUGCUUGCAGUUAAUUGCUGAUGGUACAAGUCCCUUGAUACAAAGAGGUUCUUAUACCUUUGUUCCAUGGCUUCUCAGUUUUAAAAGAGGAAAAGCCCUAGAAGAAAAAGAAAAUAAAAUACUUGUCAAAGAAACUGGUUAUUUUUUCAUCUAUGGCCAGGUUCUAUAUACAGGUACCACCUUUGCUAUGGGACAUCUUAUACAGAGAAAAAAGGUCCAUGUUUUUGGGGAUGAACUGAGCUUGGUGACUUUGUUCCGGUGUAUCCAAAACAUGCCAACUACCAUCCCUAAUAAUUCCUGUUAUACAGCUGGGAUUGCAAAACUAGAAGAAGGGGAUGAACUUCAACUUGCAAUACCUCGGGAGAAUGCCAAAAUAUCCCAGGAUGGAGAUGUCACUUUUUUUGGUGCGCUGAAGCUACUGUGACACACUCAUUAGCACCAUGUUUGGGGUUAUUUCCUUCUCUUUUCUAUACCUCCUGGGAGGGAUGGGGAAGGAGAAUUACUAAAAAGUGGUUACAUUAGUCUUUUCUAUGAACCAUUUGUCCUGGUUUGAUGAAUCCAGACCCUAACAGGAAACCCAACAGACAACCACAACCAAAUUAUAGUGAUAUGAAUGAUGACAAUUUUAGCCCAUUCUAAUAGAGAGGGAAUUAGAAAUAAUUUUUUGACUCUGCUGGUAUAUUUUGUCCUUUGUCUAUGUCUUCAUAAUCAAGGAGGUCACAAUUAACUUAAAAGAGACGAUGAAGAUUCAUUCAAAUGUCAUACUCCAUAGUUUCAUAAAAGAGAAGGUGUUUACAAAAUAUUGUCAUUGAUAAGAAUAAUAUAGAAGUCAUAUUUUAUGUUUAUGUCCAUUUGGUCAGUUUUUUCUACAUAAAAUUCCAUAAAAUAAGACAUUCUACAACAAAACUAUAAAUAUGAAACAAAAAUAAAAGGAAAAUUUAAGGGGUUAACAAUUACAAUAAUAUGUUAUUAAACAAUUUUACCCAAAAUAUUAUCUUAGGUGUAUUAGAACUUUGACUUGUAUCAUGUUAUGUUUAUCUUUAUAUUAACUUUUCUGAAUUACUUGAUGACACACGAACUUCUCAUAAGGAAACCAAAAAAUUAAGUAUGAAGAUAUAUCAAAAUCAUCAGAGAAAAUUAAAAGGAAUUAAUUUGAUAUAUGAGUUUGAAUUGACUUGAGGAGAUAAAGGAAGAUAGAAGGGCUUGUGUGCUAUGGUCAUGGGACAAGAAGAGUUGGACACAACUGAACAACUAAACAACAAGCAAUUUGAAUGUGUUGUUUGGUUACAAAUCAAAUCUAAAAUUUGGAUACAUGUGCAACAUGAACUUCACGAGUAAUUAUAUUUCCAAAGACAUAAGAAAUGAGAAAACUCUUAUUGUUAGAAGUUGAUACCCUAUGACAUCAUUUCCUAUAAUUGUUUCAAAUUGUUUCUAUUGUAAUUUAUAAGUAAAUAGCACGGAAAAGGUUGGAAUUAGCCAUCAUAGCAUUCUGUUGUGUACAUGUGGAAAUAUGGAAGCCAACAUAUAUCAUGAGUUUUCUUUCAUCAAGAACCUUGUCAAAUAUUGCUGCAACUUUUUUUCUUAUUUUACAGCAUUCCAAAGAACUAAUUGAAUUUGUUAAAUCCCCAAAUGGGAAGAUUAUAAAAAUAAGAAAUGUCAUUUCAAACUAUGCUUUAUUUAAAUUAAUUUCUACUCCCUUUGUUUGAAGCUAAAUUUUAUAGUUUUCAUUUGAAAAUCAGUACAUUUCUCCUCACAACACAUAAUUUAAAAACUUUGACUGCUAAAGCAUGCCUAAUGUGGAGUUCUUGGUUAUAUUUCUUAUGUUAGUAAUUUGAAUUAAUUUAAUUUUUUAUUCCUUAUUUUCCUUAUAUGUAUGACAGUCUGGCUUAUAACAAAUAUAUUUGGUUUGUUUUCAUGUACCCUCAAAUUAAUUUAUCAUCUUCACAUUUAUAAAAGAAUUCAAAAUUCACAUAAAUUCAUACUCUAAAUGGAUUAUAAAAUCUGGAUUAUUUUUUCUAUAUUUGAAAAUCAUUGAAUUUAAUAUUAUACUUGAGAGAGGCAACAUGACAUAAUGGAUAGGAGGAUGGCCUAGUCAGGAAAACCUGAGUUCAAGUCCUUCUUCUGAAACAUAUUGUAUGUAAGCCUAGGGGAAAAUCACUUACCUAGCAGUUAACAUAAGUAUUAUUAUUGCUAUUUUGCAGAUGAGAAACUUGAGCUCAAGCAAUUGUGACUCCCCGCUAAUCAUACAAUUAAUAGAUUUCAGAGCCAGAACUAUUCAAGUGCAGUGCUUCUUAUUUGACAUCCCUCUUCCCAUAACUGAUCAUGAACAACAAAAAAUAUUGCAGUAAGAUAUAAGUAGGAUAGAAUAGUAGAAAAUUGGUGUCUGAGUUAGGGAGAUAUGACUUCAUGUCUGAUCAAUGACACGUAUUGGGAUAUUUGAUCCUAACACAAGUCAUUUAACUUUUUCACAUUCUUAGCAACUCUAGUUUAUUAAGUUGUGGAAAAGUUCCAUAUUUUUAUUGGUUGAGGAAGUUUCCUUACUAGGGGUUCCUAUUCCAAUGAAAUUAUAUAUAUGGACCAAAAAUGAAAACUGAAUUUGUUACUAAACAAAGAUCUAGCUAAAGGUCUUAUUUUGUACAAUCCAAGAGAGCAUUAGAACCUCAUAGUGGUUCUAAUAUAUAAUGGUAAAUAUAUACAGACAGAUAUCACACUCUAGAGUGUACAUCUUUAAAAAAAAAAUUGAACAAAAUCUGAUUGUAGAGAGAACAAAUGAUAGCAUUAAAAAUUUUGUUUUGUUUUUAAAUCCAUUUUUCCAAGAGAUUUUGAGUGUGGUUUAAUUUGUUUUGGUAAAUGUUGUGAAAAAUAAAUGGACAAAUUAGCCCAAUUCAUCAAAUUCAAUUUAAUGGCCAUUCUUUUAAAAGUGCCUGUUAUGUAUAAUACAUUGUAUUACCUGUUAGUGGGGAAUAAAUGUAGAAGAAAGAUUGAAUCUGUUAAUCUUUGUUUCAGGAGGUAGAUUUUGACUCAAUAGGAGGGGGUGAGGGGAAGAACUUCCUGCAAGGUUUCAUCUCUUAGUUUAGUGAAUCCCUUGUCACUAGAGAUCAUUAAGUGAAAAGAGAAUGAUCAUUUAUUGUUUGUUAAUGGGAUUCCUGGUUUGGGUUGAAGUUGGAUUAAGUGAUGUAAAUUAGGUCCCUUCAAAUCAAGUUUCUCUAAUUAUUGUAAUAAUAACUGGCAUUUAUAUAAUGACUACUAUGUUUCAUGCAUCAUCCUAAGCGCUUUAAAAUAUACAUAUUAUCUCAUUUGAUCCUCACAACAACUCUGUAAGAUACUAUUUUUAUCCCAUUUUAAA
Sarcophilus harrisii (Tasmanian devil) is the source of this 4831-nucleotide messenger RNA. It is a transcript of the gene TNFSF13B, whose product is annotated as TNF superfamily member 13b. The transcript has 6 exons. The record is from RefSeq and is a predicted model, not a curated record. Lineage: Eukaryota; Metazoa; Chordata; Mammalia; Dasyuromorphia; Dasyuridae. Bases 887 to 1909 code for a protein of 340 amino acids. Gene Ontology annotation, biological process: immune response. Gene Ontology annotation, cellular component: membrane. Gene Ontology annotation, molecular function: tumor necrosis factor receptor binding; receptor ligand activity.